AUGCUGGACAUGCACACCUUCCAAGCAGGCUCAAAACCGCUCAACUCACAGACUGAAAAUGAACAAGUCACAAAAUUCACUCCCAAUAUCCUCCCAUGUCGAAUCCACCACGAUGGACCAAUCGAGUCGCCAGACCGAUUCUGGAUCACGCAAACAGAUGAGCAGGAUGGUCAUUCAACUGCACACUUUCGAGGACGCAGGCUACGGGGUCGACGGGUCGCAGUCCCAGAGGGCUAUCAGGGCGUAAUUGCCACGCCGACAGAACGGACUCUUCCAGUAACGCAACAGUCAAAUAGCGAUUCGAUGGGCGACGGGGAAUCAGAACCAGAAGAGUCGGUUAAAAUCCUCGAUGCGCAAGGCACGUUUGACGAGAUGAUGGUUUGGGGACAUGAGAAUCUUCCUGCGGCAGACGAUACCUUUGUCAAAGGCGUAGAGGAGUGGAUUCGAUUUGCAGAGACGGUGAGUUUUGCCAGUCUGGCAUGCAUGCUUCAGAUUUCGGGAGUUGGGCUAAUUGGAAACACAGAUGCAUGGAGUAUCGACGACAAUGAAAAGAUGGAGAAUCAAUCAGACGUGCCCAGGGCCGAUCCAGAAACCCUUAUUGCCAAAUUUCAAAUUGACAAGCUGCUGAAGCAAGAUCAAAAUGGUCGGCGCAUCUCUCUGCUCGGGACCAUCGACAAGCAGCAAGGUAUUUUGACUGCUGAACGUGCAGCCUUUGCGACUGAGUCUCUAGAGGUUAUUCAAGCAUUCCACUCAGCAAUCUCUCGUGUCAAAAACCUCGGUGACAACGAUAUUUACCGCUGGUAUCUCGCAUCAUCUACCGGUGGCAGUGGCCAAACCGCCGACAGCCAGCAGGAUCUGAAGCUCAACCUGAUUUGGCCAUGCACAGCGAAGCACAUUAAAAAGUAUUCUGACCAGCAAGUGCGGAUGGUGACCGAGACUCCUGAGAUUUACCGAGAGUAUGUUCGGCCGUUUAUGCAGGCGAAGCGUGAGGAAGGGCAUCUGAACUGGGUAUUCAAUAUCCUCGAAGGUCGAACGGAGCAAGAAGAUGUGAUCAUGCGGGAUGCGGGCCAGGGUCCCGAAGACGCUUUUUUAAUGUUGCCAGACCUCAAUUGGGAUCGAAAAACGAUGAAUUCGCUCCACUUGUUGGCGUUGGUGCAUCGCCGAGACAUUUGGAGCCUGAGAGAUCUGCAAAAGAAGCACAUUCCCUGGUUGAAGUACCUACGACAGCGGGUCUUGGAAGCCACGGUGAAGAUGUAUCCCGGUCUGGAAGAAGAUCAAUUGAAGCUUUAUGUUCACUACCAACCGACAUAUUACCAUUUCCACAUUCAUGUUGUCAAUGUCAUGCUGGAAGCUGGCGCUACCCAGGCCACAGGCAAGGCAUUUGGCCUGGAGAAUAUCAUUUCCCAACUGGAGACGAUGUCUGGCGGCGAUGAUGUGAGCAUGGCGGAUGUUAGCCUGACUUACUACCUUGGCGAGGCGAGUGAGUUGUGGACAGACAUCUAUGCACCAUUGAAAACAGGCCUCCCCCCCGUGAGACACUAA
Penicillium oxalicum is the source of this 1542-nucleotide messenger RNA. RefSeq lists its product as uncharacterized. The coding region runs from base 1 to 1542 and encodes 513 amino acids. Gene Ontology annotation, biological process: deadenylation-dependent decapping of nuclear-transcribed mRNA. Gene Ontology annotation, molecular function: hydrolase activity; RNA 7-methylguanosine cap binding. The record is from RefSeq and is a predicted model, not a curated record. Lineage: Eukaryota; Fungi; Ascomycota; Eurotiomycetes; Eurotiales; Aspergillaceae. Gene Ontology annotation, cellular component: ribonuclease H2 complex; nucleus; P-body. The transcript has 6 exons.